This is a messenger RNA of Phasianus colchicus (ring-necked pheasant), 1371 nucleotides long. RefSeq names its product NAD(P)H quinone dehydrogenase 1 (gene NQO1). The record is from RefSeq and is a predicted model, not a curated record. NCBI's taxonomy places the organism in Eukaryota, Metazoa, Chordata, Aves, Galliformes, Phasianidae. Gene Ontology annotation, cellular component: cytosol. Gene Ontology annotation, molecular function: NAD(P)H dehydrogenase (quinone) activity.
AGGGGCGUAGCUCCCCGAGGGCAGCGAGUGAUGCCCCAGGCAAUGUGUGCUGGCAGGGACGCGGCUGCGGACACGCUACGGGCCUGGAAUCUCGCGUGCGAGCAGCGGGGCGGCACGAAUGAGUGUCGGUACUGAACGCUCCGCCUCUCGGCCGGCCCCCCGGGUCUCAGCAGGCCCUGCCUCGAGCAAAGUUCAGCCAGCGUUCAGCCACCGCGAGCGGUGCUCCGGCCUCGCUCCAGUUCCCCUCCUGGAAGCCGAACCGCGCCGGCAAUGGCAGGUACAGCCACGUGGGUCCGUUGGCCCCGAUGCCACUGAGCAGCACCCUGCCCACAGGCCGCAAGGCGCUCAUCGUGCUGGCGCACCCCGAGAAAACCUCUUUCAACCACGCCAUGGCAGCAGCAGCCAGCAGCGCGCUGCGGGACAAGGGCUGGGAAGUCACCAUCUCCGACCUCUAUGCCAUCGGGUUCAAUGCCGUGCUCUCACGGCACGACAUGACCGGGCCCCCCAAGAACCCCGAGCACUUUGUCUACGAGAUGGAGAUGGCACAUGCGUGGAAGGAGGGACGCCUCAGCAGCGACAUUGUCACCGAGCAGAAGAAGAUUGAAGCAGCCGACCUGAUUAUCUUCCAGUUCCCACUGCAGUGGUUUGGGAUGCCAGCCAUCCUCAAGGGCUGGUUCGACCGCGUUUUCACCGACGGCUUUGCCUAUUCCAUGACCAGCAUGUACGACCAGGGGCCCUUCCAGAAGAAGAAAGCCAUGCUGUCACUCACCACCGGCGGGAUGGGCUCCAUGUACAGCCCCAGCGGCAUCAACGGCGACAUGAACGUGUUGCUCUGGCCCAUGCAGCGGGGGGCUCUGCACUUCUGUGGCUUCCAGGUGCUGGCACCCCAGAUUUGCUACAGCGUGCGCUACGUGAGCCCUGAAGCGCGGGCACAAAUGCUGAGCGCGUGGAAGAACCGCCUGGCAGCCGUGGAGCAGGAGAAGCCCCUCAGCUUCGUCCCCAACAGCUGCUUCGAGUUGAGCCCAGCCGGUGGCUUCGUUCUGAAGCGUGAGGUGCUGGCGCAGCAGGAGGGGCAGCAGCAUGGCCUGUCGGUGGGGCAGCACCUGGGCAAGGCCGUGCCCCUCAACGAGCAGCUCCAGGCCCAGGAGUAGCAGCCAGGCCCUGCGCCCGCACUGAGACCCAGGCCUGGCCUCACAGCACCGCGUGAGGCGGCCGCAGGGCAGUCCCCACACCCUCACGCUCUUGUUCUUCUGUGUUCUCUUUCCUGACAUUUUUCUGCACAAUUUUAUUCAAAAUCGUGGCCUUCGGGGCACAAGGGCAGGGCCUGUGGUUGAGACCCAGGUGAAUGCAACAAUACAUUGAGAUCCAGAA